This is a messenger RNA of Blastocystis hominis, 3811 nucleotides long. RefSeq lists its product as hypothetical. The record is from RefSeq and is a predicted model, not a curated record. Bases 1 to 3780 code for a protein of 1259 amino acids. The transcript has a single exon. NCBI's taxonomy places the organism in Eukaryota, Bigyra, Opalinata, Blastocystidae.
AUGGAGAUUAAGGAGACCCAAACUGGCAAUCUUCGUUUCAACGAAAUGGCGCUCUUGACUUGUCGCUAUGCCGUGCCCGAGAGCAUGGAGCUGAACUAUGAGCAGGUUAGCGCGACGGCUCGUGUGAGCUCUGUGAACGUGGGUCCUAUCUACGAUGGCUUCAACACUUGCACGGUGCGUCCUUCGCUCCCUGCCGGCUUGUCGCUCGACCCCGCUACCUGCACGGUUACGGGUAUUCCCACCGCCACUGUGGAUGAGACGUUCACCAUCUCGGCUUCGAAGCCCUUCAGCACGGAGGCGUCGUUCAAGCUGACUGUUACGGAGUGUGACAAGACGAUUAUUGAAGUGGAGCGCACGUACGGCUCUUCUGGCUAUGCCUACGAAACGCACACGCUGUACAACGUCAAGACCGGAGCGGCUGUGGAGACGGUCUGGCAGAACUCGAACCAGAAGGCAUCCACCACGGUGAAGAACCGAUACUGCGUGGAGAGCGGUCUCUAUGAGCUGUCUCUGGAUCAGAUUUCGACGAACCAGUGGGAUGUGAACUCCUACAUCAAGAUUAACACGGUUUAUGACGACGAGACGGUGACGAUCGUGAAGUGGAAGUACGAUCUUGCUUCGGGCUACUCUCCUUCGAUCACGCUCUACCUGGGCGACACGAUUCCUCGCGGAAGCGAGUGGUCGUACAAGAUGGGCGAGCUUCCUUCGGACUGGAAGCAGAGCACGGUUCCGGAGGACUGGAAGAAGGGAAAGAAGGGAGAGUUCGAGGAGUCUUCCAACCACAUUCAGCUUUACAAGAAGAGCUUCACUCUGGAAGAUGACCUUCGAGGAUCGAUGUUUGAAAUGGGCAUUCGCUACAAGCACGGAUGCGUGGUGGUGGUGAAUGGAUACGAGCUGUUCCGCAACCACAUCGAUAUUGAGAACGAGAACCUUACGGAUCCUGCUUCGGACAGCUACGAUGAACUGAAGUACCGUCGUGUGUCUUUCCCGGUUGCUCUUCCGAGCACUGAGGAUAACGAGGUUCACCAGAUCCUGAAGAAGGGAACGAACGUCAUUACCAUUCUGCUGCUUGCCGCUUCGGAGUCUCAGAAGACUUCCGACUUCGAUGCGACUCUCCACUUGACGGGUCGCGAGAGCGUGGGUCGCAUCUUCGACUUCACUGCGACGGCUACGGAUGCGCAGGGCGUUGAGAACCUUUUCGAUAUGUCCUCCACGACCUUCUACACGUCCACUUCGUGCAGUAAAGACCGAUAUGUCGAGAUCUCCUUCAACGACGACCGUCGUGAGUGGAUCUCCAAGUACGUGAUCGUUUCCAGCACGCAGAACAACAAGAACGCCACGUCCGCUUGGAAGUUCCAGGCCAAGAACCCGGAGGACGCCGACUGGACCGAUCUGGACAAUGUCACGGACUCGCUGUGGUGGUCGCGCGGCCAGCAGAAGGAAGUGUGGGUCUACAACACGAAGCCCUUCAACAAGUACCGCUUCAGCCAGCUCACCGCGCCCGGCUCGCUCUGCACGAUCGAUCUGAUGGAGAUCGCUCUGUACGCAGAUUCCAUUGCCCACGAAAUGCCCGAACUGAGCUAUAACGGAAACUCGACGGGCUAUCUGAACGUGGACUUCACGGAUCUGAACCCCAACUCGCACUACUACAAGCAGUUCUCGGCCUCUCCCAAGCUUCCUAGCUUCCUCACUCUCGAUAGUGUCACGGGUAUCAUUCGCGGAACGGAUGUGACGCUCUAUCCGAUGACGCAGCACACGAUUACUGCGCGUCGUCUGAACGGCACUCUCUCCACCACCGUGCUUUUCCUCCAGAUCAUUGAGUGCGACAAGGCCAUGAUCGAGCUGAUUAUUCGCUCGGACUCGUUCCCCAAGGAGCAGACCUGGUAUCUGUACAAGGGAGCUUCUGCGAGCGGCGAGCCCGUCUAUCAGAAGGAGGACGGACUGGAGUACAGCAACCAGUUCCACUACAAGUACUUCUGUCUCGACAAGGACAUCUACACCUUCAAGUUCCAGGACGCCGAUACGGACGGUUGGCGCAUGCCCGCCGGCUACCGCAUCCUGACGAGCCAGGGAUACUCGCUCGGCUUCGGAACGGUUCCUAGCGGCUCGGAGCGACCUGUCUCGAAGACAUACACCUUCAGUACCAACAUCGUGGCCACGCAGGACAAGACCGAGUGGAAGUCCUUCGCGGGCAAGGCUGCGAGCCGCAAUUGGUACUCGACUAGCUACGAUGAUUCGGAGUGGGAGGCGAAGCGAGGCGGCGACGACAUCGCGUACGACGGCAAGACCCGCUACUUCCGCUACAAGUUCAACAUCCCGAGCUUGACGACGUACCCUGUGCUGAACGUGGCCGUGAACUAUGGCGCGGGUAUCGUGGCCUAUCUGAAUGGCGCGAGAGUGUACCGCAGCAACAUGCCCACCGAGGUCACGUACGACACGGACGCCACGCAGGACCGCUCCACCUGGGGUCUGGUCGAGUUCUCCAUCCCGCUGCAGCUGAAGGGAGCGAAGGCGGGUGAGAACGUGCUGGCUUUCGAGCUGCACCGCACCUCCACGCAGGCCACCACCGACCUGUGCAAGUUCAACGUGAACGCGGUUCUGGCGACUGGCGACUGCGCCCCGGUGCGCGCCGACGUGGCUUCGUACUACAGCACGACGCCGACCAGCGGCUACACCUACGCGCUGUUCGAUAACAGUAUUACGAACUAUAUUGCGUGGGACUGGGUCCAGGGAACCUACUUCAACUUCACCUACGAGAAUCUGGACGGCCUUCUGUUCAACCAGUACCGCAUCUACACGGACGGCAACCACGGAGAGAUCGACUUCACGAUCUACGCGAGACGCGCGGACGACAAGGUCUGGUACACGUUCGACCAGAUGAAGAGCGCCAGGUUCCCGGAUCGUUCUCGGUAUGAGAAGAACGUGCCGAACGGUCUGAUCGGCUUCAACCAGUUCAUGUUCGUGUUCGACCGCGUGCAGCUGCCUUCCGGCUUCACCAUCGAUGAGAUCGAGUUCGCGUAUUGCCCCUUCGAGACCACCAAGUUCUGUCCGGGCGUGGGCGAGUAUCCGUCCACCGGAGAUGGCCAGAUAUCGGUGAGCGUGUGUCCCGAGAACUACGACGGCUAUUCGUACCGCGAGUGCAAGGAUAAUCGUCUCGGCGACAUCAUUCUGGACAAGUGCAAGAAGUUCGCUCCCACCAACCUCGCCUACACGGAGCCGGAGUACAGAAUCUACGUCAACGCGGAGGCCAGCGGCGUGAAGCCCGACUGGUACGGCCUGGUCGACGGCUUCGACAUCCAGCCGCAGCUGCCGGAAGGCCUGUCGAUCGACCAGAAAUCGGGAGAGAUCGUUGGCACCCCGACGAAGGAGAUGGCCUCGAGAACUUACACGGUGACCGCGUACAACGACAUGGGAUCUGCGCGAGCCUCGUUCAAGAUGCGAAUUGUGAUCGGUUGGUGCGAGCCGGACGAGAAGUUCGACCGAACGCCGAUCGGCGAGACGGCGACGUACGACUGCGCGGUGGAGGGCUCGUCGGGAACGCUGCGCCGCACCUGCCGAAUGGGCAAGAACGAGCCCGAGUGGGGAAUGACGAUCGGUGUGUGCAUGAACGAGAACACGUUCCUUACGUUGAUCAUCGUGGCUGUGGUCGUGCUGAUCAUUGUGGUCGUCAUCGUCAUCAAGUUCCGCAGCGACAAGAAGAAGGUCCGUGCUCGCAGCGCCGUCAGAGGAGGAAAGAAGAACAUCAACAUCAUGAAGUCCGUACCUUAUUCCAAGAUUUAAUCAAAUUGCCCUUGGAAACUUUCCGCUUUGU